Lotus japonicus is the source of this 597-nucleotide messenger RNA. Its product is annotated as probable receptor-like protein kinase At2g47060. Gene Ontology annotation, molecular function: ATP binding; protein kinase activity. Bases 1 to 597 code for a protein of 198 amino acids. Gene Ontology annotation, biological process: protein phosphorylation. The record is from RefSeq and is a predicted model, not a curated record. The transcript is spliced from 7 exons. Lineage: Eukaryota; Viridiplantae; Streptophyta; Magnoliopsida; Fabales; Fabaceae.
AUGACUAGAAUUUUGGUCAGGAUUUUCACUCACUUGUUGGAGUGUCCUAUACUUGGAACCUUGUUGUACAUAUUGAAGGGGAACAAUCUUAUUCACCAGCUUAUUUCAAAUGCAGAGUUAGGAGAGCCACCACUCUUUUUGUUCUCUUGCAUCCUUUUGAAGCCACUCAUUCCAUGGUUUCCUGAUUCAGAUGCCUCAACUGCAUCAGUCAACUCCAAAUUUAGUACUAGUUCAUUACUUCCAGCUACAUCUGCUCUAGACAUGGGAUCUUUUAAAUCCUAUAACUGGCAACUACUCAGGAAGAGAAGCAUGACCAAAUUUGUAGAGAAAAUCACCACCACUGCAGCCAUCACCAUCAUUAUUAAUAAAGAAGUCAACUAUCUAGGGCAGCUUCACCAUGAAAAUCUGGUGAAACUUAUUGGUUAUUGCUUGAAAGGUAAAAACAGGCUUCUAGUUUAUGAGUUCAUGCCAAAUGGAAGCUUGUAUGAUCACUUGUACACAAACAUGUUCAUGAUGUUGAUUUACAAGCUGAUCCAGCAACAAUCUUGGCCUUCAAAAUUAAAAACCAAUGGUCAACACACUAACAUCUCAAAUUGA